AUGCGAGAACGCCUCUUCCUCCUUUACGCGCUAAUAUUUCAGUACGUGCUAAUAUCUCGGCUCCGAUUCUCUCGUCAUCACGCCCGCACUGUCGAGAGCAGAGGCGGCAGUUUUCGCUCCUGCGCCGGGUGCGUUGCCGAGCGACUGAAGCGCGCACGACCCUUUCUCGUGCCUGUUGCGCCCGGGCGUCGCGGUCGCGCCGGGAGUCGCUGGCCCCGCCAGCAGGCCACGCGCGCCCCUCAGCGCGCGCGCGCUAGUAGGCCCCGCCGUCCCUCCCGCCCCUCUCCCCCAAUGGCGCAACCGGCGGCAGUGGAUUUCGCCCUUCCUCCGCCCGCGGACCCCCUCGCCGCCGCCCCGCGCGCGACUCACCGCGGGCGGGCGUCCGCUCGGCGGCGCGCGCAGCGCAAGCUGGCGUCGUGCCUGGACCGCCUGGGCGCGUGGAGCCCGUUCGGGCAGGCGGACGGCGCGCACGCGGAAGGCGUUGUAGGGCCGGCGCGCGGAAAUUCCACCGCGGCGGCGGCGGAGAGGGCCAUGGAUGAGCGCGAUGAGGCCGGGCGGGGGGGAGGGGAGGGGGUGGAGGGGGCGGAUUGGACAGAGGAAACAGAGGACGGGGGCGCGGCGGGGCGGGGAGCGAGCAGUUGUGAAGAGGUGCGCGCGGCGCAACCGUUACAGGUGCACGGGAAGGCGUGGCGCUGCGCCGCCACCUUUAGCGCCCCGCCCCACGCCCACGCCACUGCCGCAGUAGCCUUAGCAGCAAUAGCUCCCUCCCCCUUCGCCAAAGCUGAGAGGCUUGGGACGGCGGAGCUUGCCAAGCCGGAGCAUGAGGCUCGGUUGGGGUUCCGAGGCAGAGGCGUGCGCGUGUCAGGGUGGUCCGGGGGCAGCUCGGAUGAAAGCUGGCACGCAUUGGAGCAGCAGGCAGCCCGGCGAGCAGUGCGGCCGGGCAGUGGGGGAGGGAGGCACGGCCAUGCAAAUGGGCUUGCAAGUGCACGUGGGCCUGGGGUUGGGGGUGGGGGUGGGGUUGGGGGUGCGCGUGGUGGUGCUCGCGACGGCUGCUGGGCGCACAGCAGUGGCAGCAGGCGCGUGGAAUUCGGCACUCUCGCAGGCGAUAGUCGUGAGACAGGCGAGACAGGUGAGGCAGGCAUCGGUGGGGCAGUGGGUGGCGAGGCGUGGGUGCGUGGCAGCGGCAGCAGCGAUGGCAACGGUGUUUAUGGUGUCGAUAGAGGCAUUGGCGCGGGCAGCAACGCAGGCACCAUGGGGCCGCCAAAGGUCAGGCGCAGUGGGGUGGUGGGAAGGCGGCGGUCGCUGUCCACGCGGGCUGAGGCGCGGAGGCGAGGCGAGGGCGCGGAGGGCAAUGGUGGGGAGAUGGGGCAUGGGGGAGGAGAGCGGGGUGCGCCACAUGGGGAGUGCGAGGAGCUAGGAGACGGGUGGAGGGAGGGAGGGGGCGGGGAUGAGGCAGCGGAGGCAGGGGGAGGGAGUGGGGCCGGGGCAGGAGCGGGUGCUGUGUUUGCUGCUCGUGGCGCUCCUUCUGCUGACGUGGGCGGUACAGUUGGUGAGGGAAGCAGCUUGGAAGCUUCUAGAUGGAGGAGGAGGCGGGUGAGGCGGCACAGAGUGGGGGUGGUAGGCGAGGGAGCAGGUGGGCUGCAAGAAGGAGGAGGAGGUGAGGGGGGUGGGGGGGGUGGGGGGGAUGGGGGGGUUGCGGAGGUGGGUAGUGGCAGCAGCGGCAAGGGGCAUGGCACAGCAGAGGGGAAGGACGGGGGGUGGGAGAGUGAGGGGGCAGGCGCGAUGCUGGUGGGAGCGGCGGGGGCAAAGCAGGUGUGUGGGCGGAAGCGGGCAGGGCGGGAGGUGUUUCAGGGGGACGGGGGGAGCGACAGCAGCGAUUACCAUGCAGAGGUGGAGGAAGAGGGGGAGGGGGAGGAGGAGGACGAGGAGGAGCGUGAGGAGGAAGGCGAGGAGGAGAGGCGCACGCCUGGUGCUGGUGGUGGUGCUGGUGGUGGUGGGUGGGAGGCAGGCAGAGCGGGGAGAGAGUGGGGAGCGGACCUGAUGCUCAUGCUCAUGCCGGAGGAGGCAGGUGGGGGGGCGGAGUGGGCGGGGUGCAGAAUGGCUCUUCGGAAGAGGCGGCGCUGCAGCGUGCAUGCAGCGCAAGGCAGACUGGGAGCAGCAGUGGGGGGGCACACCAGCGACCCUGCUGCAAUGCCCUGCGAGAGCAGUGACCCGGCAGCAGCAGCAGCAGCAGAAGCAGCAGCAUGCGACACCUCCUGUGCCUCCGACCCCCUUGCUCCCUCUGUUUCUCUUUCCGCGUCCGCCAGUGUUGCUGUGCUGUCAGACCGGCCUGCCGUGCCGCCCUCCCCCUCCCUCUCUGACCGCGACCGUCUCUCUGACGCCCAUCCACUCUCCGAGCUCGGCAGGAGCUCUGAUGCCGGAAGGCACUCCCCCGUACCGCACUUAACCUCACCUACUGCUCCUGCUGCCACUGCCGCUGCCUCUCCUGCCGCAUUCAAGGGCGGCAGCAGUGGGAGCAGCGGACGGCAGGCGGGCGGCGGGAAGCACGUGAGCCGGGCGAGUGGCGAGCUGUAUUACGGCCACUCGCGCCCUGCCAGCUCGUCCCGCCCCACACGGCAGCAGCACGGGCCACGCGGGGCUGUGAGGCCGGCACGGCAGCAGCGGGUGGAGGCGGGGCGCAGCAGCAGCCGGCGCUGCAGUGCUGCUGCCAGGGGGUCGCAGGGGGGUGCGGGCAAGUGUGGUGGGCGCAUGGGGAAAGGUGCGGGUAUGGAUGGGUGGAGGCAGAGGGGGAGUGUGGAGGAGGGGUGGGAGGAGGGCGGGCAUGUGGCAGUGGUGCCUGGGGGAGGGGGGUAUGUGAGCAGCAGCAGCACGGGGCUUGACCUGCCGCAAGGGCCACGAGAGAGCUUCCCCUUCCCCUGCCUCAAUUGCACCCUCUCCCCGCCUUCCCCUGCGCCAUGCCUCGCCAUUGCCCGCUGCUGCAUACCCCCCAGGCGAGGGGCAGCAGCGCUGAGCACGCCGAGGAGCAUAGUGGAGGGGGAGGCGCUGCCGCUGGGCAGGGAGUGGGCGAGAGGGGGGGCGUGGGCGAGGGAGGGGCAGUGGGAGCAGGAGCAGGGGCGCGUGGGGGAGGAGAGGCGCAGCGGGCGGGUGGGGAGCGAGGGGCAGAGCGGAGGGGACUCUGGGUAUGGCAGUGACGUGGGGUAUGGUGGGGAUGGGGAGCUGGGGAGUGAUGUGUGGGGCGGGGAGGAGGAUGAGGAGGAUGAGGAGGAUGAGGAGGAUGAGCAGUCUGGCAUGGCAGUUGCGUCAGCAGUGGUGCAUUCUACUGUGCAUGCUGCUCUGCAUAUGGCUGUGCAGACCGGCACACAUACAGUACUGGCACACAGGCUGGGGUGUUGA
Messenger RNA from Closterium sp. Yama58-4, 3393 nucleotides. NCBI's taxonomy places the organism in Eukaryota, Viridiplantae, Streptophyta, Zygnematophyceae, Desmidiales, Closteriaceae. The record is from the annotation of a GenBank genome assembly.